Lucilia sericata (common green bottle fly) is the source of this 1326-nucleotide messenger RNA. RefSeq lists its product as uncharacterized. The transcript has a single exon. NCBI's taxonomy places the organism in Eukaryota, Metazoa, Arthropoda, Insecta, Diptera, Calliphoridae. Bases 150 to 911 code for a protein of 253 amino acids. The record is from RefSeq and is a predicted model, not a curated record.
UCAUCAUUGCGUCGUUGUUGUUAUUCUUUUAUUUAUAUUUGUUAUUGCGAAAUUUGUUGGAUGCAGUUGUCUUCAUUAGUCUACACUUCAAGACAAAGAAAAAAGUUAAUUCUCUGGACGAAAAUUUCAUAAUUAUUUCCAAAACAAUAAUGGAGGAAGAAAAUAAAGAGGAAAAUGUUGAGACUAAAGUGACAUCAUUGCAAUCAUCUUUAAACGUGAUGUGUGCGAUUUGUAGUGAAUUUUUUAAAAGUACCGAUAUCAUUUAUAGUACUUCAAAGUGUGGUCAUGUUUUUCAUCGCCAGUGCCUGUUCCGUUGGCUGACACGUUCCAAUACCUGUCCCCAGUGUCGUGCCAGUGUACAUCAACACAAUGUGCAUCGUUUAUUUUUGAAUUUCAGUGAACCCACUGCAAUGGACGAAAUCGAUGCCGAACCCAUUAAGAGUUUUGAGUGGUUGUAUGUUGACGAAAGUAUUACGGCCGAAGAAAUAGCACAAUUUGGUUUUAUAUUGGGUCUAGAUAAGGAAAGUGAUCCAUUAUUUGCGGCUCGUGUCUAUUUAGAGGAUGAUCUCUUGCCGGCCUAUUAUGUGCCUAAAUUAAAAGGUGCUUACGCUGCUUGGAAUUGUGAAUCUCAUUUUCUAACCGAAGGCAUUGAACUAUUACACAUUAAUAACGAUAAUGCUGAUUACAAAUGGUUGCCAAGCUCGAAUGGUGAAAUACCAACAAAUGCUUUAGCAUCCGGCUAUGCUGAAACUGGGGAAACCUUAUACACUGCCCGUUAUGUACACAAUGAUAGGAUGCGUUAUGGAAAAUUGCAUCCAUCACAUGGCUGUGCCUAUAUACCAUAUAAAGGAAAGGAACUUAAUAAUCGAAACUAUGAAGUACUGGUUAGAAUACCCAAGGAUAGUGUAUAAAUCAAUUUCAUUUGCCAAUCUUUCUGUAUAUUUAUUAGUAUAUUGUAUAAAUAACGCUUAUAUAUUGUUUUUUAUCUGUUUACUUUUAAAACUGGACUUUUUGGAUUUACUGACAUACAUAUUUGUGAAAUUAGCGUUAUGUAUUUGUUAAAAAUAUUUUAAUAUAAGCUAUAUUAAUGUUGUUGUAUUUUAAGAUGAAGAAAAUUUAAUUUAAAUUUUACCAAUGUUUUGAAAAUCUUCUUAUUUGAAAUAAUACAGUAUACAAUACUGUUAUUUUUUAGAUAAAAUUAAACAUUUCCAAUUUGACAGUUUUCCGUCUAAAUAUUUUCUAAAUUAUUAUUAUUAUAAUUGUUAUUAUACUAUUAUUAUAUUUAUACCCUUCUGACGAAGGUGAAAUGUAGAGUAAUAAAAAGUU